ACCAGAGGGAUGUCACAGGCGUUUUACACGACUAAAAAAAAAAAAAAAGAAAAAGGAAAAAGUCAGUAACUGUUAGCAACACUGAGCUAAAGGCUAACCAGUGAAUGAAGGAAACCUGGAGGAAUAAUUGUUUAUAAGUUGUUUUUGUGAAUGAAAUGAGUCUUUUAUCUUCCUCCAGUGUGUUUGGUUGUUGAUUUAAUGCAUCAGUAAGUACAGAAGUGUGCUGUGUUUGCUCAUUGUGAAGGUGUUAGCGCUGUAGCUGCAGUGAAAGUGAAGCUCUGACAGUUUCCAAUGAGGUACAGAGGAGCUCAGAUCUGUCUCCGGGCUCAAGGCUCCCGGCUCUCUGCGCUCGGAUGUCCGCCUGGCAGACUCACUCUGGUCCGAACCUACAGUGCUCACCAUCAGCCUGUCCCCCCUCCUCCACCCACUAACCCCGCCCCUCCUGAUGGGAAGCGUGGAGCCGAGGUGGUGAAGGAGCGUGCCCUGGCUGCCUUACAGCAUGCAGGUGAAUUGGGGCGGCAGUGGGGUCAGAGGUCAGCUCAGACAGCCGCCGCCACUGUCAACUACUGGUGGGAGAGGUAUGAGGAGUUUGUCGGGCUCAACGAGGUCCGCGUGGCCCAGACCAAGGUCACUGAGGCGGAGGCAGCGUUCAUGGUGGCCAGAGGGAUGGUACGAGAGGCUCAUGUUAGCCUGGAGGCCCUGCAGGUCAGGUUGAAGGAGAUCAGAGACCGGCUGGACAGAGUCUCCAGGGAGGAGGCUCACUACCUGGAGCUGGCCACGCUGGAGCACAAACUGCUGCAGGAGGAGCGUCGUCUCCGGACAGCGUACGAGAACGCAGAGGGUUCGGAGAGGGAGAAGUUUAACUUGUUCUCGGCGAGCGUCAGGGAGAGCCACGAGAAGGAGAGGACGAGAGCGGAACGCACCAAGAACUGGUCCGUCAUCGGCUCGGUGCUCGGAGCCCUGAUCGGAGUCAUGGGCUCGACGUACGUCAACCGCGUCCGCCUGCAGGAGCUCAAGACUCUGCUGCUGGAAGCCCAGAAAGGUCCAGAGAGCCUGCAGGAGGCCCUCAGAGUCCAGGCUGGAAACCAUCGCUCCCAGCAGGACGAGCUCCGAACGCUCAUCGACAACCUCAGGGUCGCUCUGAGUGACGCCUUCACGCAGAGGGACAUCGUCGUUCAGAAGAAGAAAGGUCUGACCUCAGACUCACCCACGGUGCCUCUGUCAGCCUUAAAAGACCUCCACAUCAGCGGCCAAAAGACUGAGUCCUUUCUGAAGUCCCUCACGCCACAGCUGGGACAGCUGGAGCAGGGAGUCGGUAGAGUUGAGGGUGAGUUGUCGACGGUGAGGAAGCUGCUGGAGACCAGACCACCGGCUGAACCACAGGCUGCUCAGCUGCAGUUAGCAAAACCAGAGAGACCGGAGAGACCAGUGGUAGAGGCCCAGUGGGAAUCUGAGGCAGUCAUGAGGCAUCUGGAGGAGACCCAGAGGACCCUGGGAGCAAGACUGAGGACCAAUACUCUUUAUAACGCUGUGUUUACCUACACCGCCACCGCCAUCACCAUCUCUGCUGUCUACCUUCUCCUCAGAGGAACUGGUUAGACAGGAUACCUCCAGUUUGAAUAUGUUCUUCAUAUCCACUGUAACACUAUCAGUCACAAGAAAUAAUAAUAAUAAGUUAAUUACGUCAGAAUAGAACGUUUACUUGGUGGGAAGUAACUCAGCUUCAGUAAUAAACUGGUUACAGGUGUUGAUUUGGGCUUUUGAUCUGCUGCUGUUUAUUAAACUACUGAAUCAGAGAGCAACUGUGGUUGCUUCUCAAUGUUUUUAAUUCUGUGAUUCCAGCUAUGCUGCAUUUAGCUGACAGCACUCAGCAAUGUUGGUGUUUGUCAGUUACUGUUAUCUUUAUUUUAAGUGUGAAACAUAAUCAGGUCAUUACUGAAUCAGAUCCCUCCAGAAUAAAACACUGGUACAGGAUAGACACCGUGUUGAUAUGAUGCCACAUGUCAUCAUAGAUGCUGUACAGUUAGUUGGACUGCACUUAUUAAUAAUUUAAUAUAUAAAAUGUCAAAACUCUGUAAAUAAUUCCCAUCACAAUUUCCUGGAGUCUAAGAUUGAGUCUUGAAAUUCCUUGUCCAACAUUGCCAGAAUAACCUGGGCCUCUAUUGGCCAAUCUGUUUGUGGUAAUUAGGUUUAAGAGUAAUGUAUUUAGGAAUAUGCAGCAUUUAAUUUAUGUCACAGGGCCCCUUAAAGACAGAUAAUAAUGCAGGGCUCACCCGGUAUUGUGCCUUACUGGUGCAUAUUCCUCCAGUGAAAUUAAGUAUGAGUCCUUUAGCUCUCCACAGCAGUUGACCAACAGUCAGAAAUGCAAAAAAAUAUUUAAUUCAAAUUAAAAAAAAUCUAAUCAAAUAUUAUAAUUAUUUGCCUAACAACCAUCAGAUCAUCAGUGGAUUGGAUUGAGACAUAGUUUAGCAAUCAGUUAUAACAUGAUCGGUUUAACUGAUGAUGACAAUGUUGAUGAAAUGUAGCCAAACUAGUCCAGUGCCACGUGAGCUUUUAACCUGAAAUAAACUAAAUGUAACUAGAUUCAGUCUGGUCAGUAGAACCUCAGAGGGACCACAUCUUCUGUUCAUGGUCCCUCCUCUGGGAUUCAUUUCCUGUUUCCUCCAAGCUAAAACAGCACAGUUCUCAGACAACAGAUGCACUGUGAGUGGGUUGCAUUGCCACACAUGGAGGAAGAACCCAUCAUGUGAUCAUUUAGAUUUGAUUGAUGGUUUAUAAUUGUGCACAGAUCAGUAUAAACGCCUGAAGGAGCAAUAAUGAGAAUGAAUGAAUCUAUAAGUCUAUAAGGGCCCACAAAGAGCUCUGAGAUGGCCUUUACUUUCCUCACUGCAAUUUAAAUGAAAACUAAAAUUCCCAAAUGUAACCUCAUGAGGACAUGUAGACUGUGUCCGCUGCAGUGGAAUUACUUUUUAAUCUCCUCCUGUACUUGAAUGUGUUGUUUGUUUCCAUGUUGAUGUUGUUGUUGACUGUGUGCACUGAGCUGGAUGAUGAUGUGUAUUAAACUGUUAUAUCGGA
Molecule: messenger RNA, 3075 nt
Organism: Dicentrarchus labrax (European seabass)
Lineage: Eukaryota; Metazoa; Chordata; Actinopteri; Moronidae
Gene: ccdc51
Product: coiled-coil domain containing 51
Exons: 7
Coding region: 292-1599 (435 amino acids)
Source: RefSeq, a predicted model, not a curated record